AUGUUGAAGACACUAGCUCAGUUAGUGUUUCUUGCGUUUACUGUUCCAUGCUUGAGCCAUUCUGGGUUCUUUAUAAAACUUUUCACUGACUCUGGAUUGGAGAUCAGUUGUCCUUCAGGAAAUCCUAUCUACAUCAAUCCAGUCUCUGCUGAUCUCCAACAAUGCCAUCAACAACUCGGGGUUUACAAUGAGACCACAUGCCCUGGAGGGACUGUCUGUGAACGGUUUCCAAUCCUUGUACCUGAGUUUCAGGAUUACUGCUGCUGGGAAACGAAAACUCCUACAGAAGAAGACAGACUUGGGGGGAAAACAAUCUCUCCAGAAGAAAUCCCUCCGUUCAGUCGACGAGGUGCACCGGAUAGAGGAGUUGUGAAGGGAAUCGUAGAGCGUCCAAGGACUGUCGUAUCCACCGAAGAUGAAAUUGAAGAAGUCGGAGAGAUGGAAGACCGAGAAAGAGGAUCAGUUAAGGCAAUCAAACCCUCACCUUCUCCAAGCGAAGAAGAUGAGUCCGAGUGGGAAAAUGAGCCAACGAAACGCACAAGAAGGCCUCGUGGUAAGAAAGUGACUGCAACCACAACACAAAUGCCGGAACCAACGACGAAGAAGCCUGCUCCGAAUCAUCGCCUUCCGCAGUGCAACAAUCCGGAUGAGUCGGUCUUUAUUGACUAUGGAAAUCGUCUCAGAGAUUGUUAUUUUCAGCAAUGUGGACGUGGAUAUCGUUGCGAAUUCAAUAAAUACAUAAGGAGAUUUAUAUGUUGCGGUCAAGACAGCGGUAUUGUCCCGCCCCCAGGCUUACCGAUGAUUCCGGCACCAAAACCGCUCAACCCACGACCUUUCCGUCCUCCACAACGCCCUUUUCAAAUGCUUAGCGAUGGAGAAAUAGACGUGAGCGAUGGUCCUCGCUAUCGAUCAAAAUCUUCCUGUUGCGAAGAGAAUGAUUGCAAUGAUUAUGGAGGACGUCAAUGGGAAAGAGGGUGCAAGAAUACAAGGUGUCCUGACGGUCAAAACUACGUUAACUGUAGAGGCAGAGAUCAUGAAGAUGACUUGGGCGUGAUGGAGAGGCGCGGCUCUCCUGUAAACCCAGACUUUCGUGGAGCAGAGACUGACUUUCAAGGAAAUGAAUGCAAUAUGAAGCACGAAAAAGGCAAUAGAUGUCCAUUCUCUCAGAGUAGAGUUGAAAUGAGUAGAGGAAAUAUACAAGGAUUACCCUUAGUGAGGGGAGACCUACAAUCCAUGCGUGGUCCGGAAAUUUUUGGAGCACAGUCUCAACGGGAGGUUGUUACUCAAGCGAUGAACAAAUUCAGCCCCAUGACAGACCUUGAUCCGCAACCAUUUGAGCAGCAUAGGAUGAUUCAGCUACCAUCCAAAGAGUUGCGACCAUUACCACCAAGAGUUGAACAAGUGCGCAGCGACGAAGAGUUCCUUAUAAAUGCGUUACCUCCUCUUCGACGAGAAGUUACUCAAGGACAAAUUCAGUCUCCGAGUCCACGAGGUCGUGCUCUACAACCAUUUCAUAAGCUCAGCAAUCCGAGCACAUCGAGUUUGCAAAAUGAAAACGGCAGAAUUCAGGGAACAGGAAGAUUUCCGAAGCUUGGGUCAAAACACGUACUUCGUGCUUUGACCUAUGCUUCGGAAACCUGGGCACUUCGCAAGCAGGAGGAAAAUGCGCUGAGCGUCACUGAACGCUCAAUCGAGAGUGAUACUAGGCACAUCCCGCUUCGCGCAAGUGAGGGACGGGAUUUGAAGUUCUGUCCUACAUCAGGGAUCGAAGAUUAG
This is a messenger RNA of Necator americanus (New World hookworm), 1776 nucleotides long. RefSeq lists its product as uncharacterized. Lineage: Eukaryota; Metazoa; Nematoda; Chromadorea; Rhabditida; Ancylostomatidae. The transcript is spliced from 10 exons. Bases 1 to 1776 code for a protein of 591 amino acids. The record is from RefSeq and is a predicted model, not a curated record.